AUGAGGGCCAGUGACGACUCAUCCUUUUUUCUCUACGGCGUGGGAGAGAAACCCGAAGCCCUAACAUUAGGUUCGCUGGUGUUGGAGAAAUAUUGGCAACCAUUAAUCGCACGACACUACACACAUGAUAUGCUGAGCGAUGAAGAACUUAACCACCACACCCACAGCACAAAAUUGACCAAUCCAAGCUUUCAUGGGGCUUCUCGGCUAUCACCUUCAGUAGGAAUAGAAGGUGGUGAUAUAGUCAAUCUCAAUCUUGCUUGGAACAGGGAGCUUGAACGAAUCGUCGUCGCAGAAAGUGGAACCAGGAUUAUUCUGAAAGACCCCGAAGUAUUCCUCAAGAAUGAAGUCCUCAGCAACUCUGCAGCUCAAAAAAAGCUUAAACUCUGGCUAUCAGCGGCACACAGUGCUUAUGUUCUAAACUUCAAAUUCGCCCGACGUCCAAAAGUUUGGUUUUUGACCGGAAUGUACCUACUUGAAGGGGCGCGAACAAUAGUCUCCAGAGGUCAGUCUACAAAGAUAUCCACGGGCAUUUCAUCCGCUCUGGUUGGUGCUCUAUCUGGUGUCCCAGUAGGAGGGUCAGUAAGUCUGGGCACAGGAUCUUCAUGGGAGAUGGCGAUGGAAAUUGCCGAGCCACAUGUUUGGGCGGCACAGUUCCGUCUGCUCGAUGCCCGCUUUUUGAAGAUGGCGAAGGGUGGCGUGGAUGAUGUAAAGCUGCCCAUGACGAUGGGAUUAUACCGCGAUGUCAUGUCGGUUAACACUGCCCGUGGAGGGAAGGGCGACUCCGUGGAGAUUGGACUCGAGAAGGAAGAAGGGAAUAAUGAGCAAGGGGAAGAUCUUAUAGAGGAUCAGGAUAGCCAAGAGCUGGAAGAGUAUGAGAAGAGACUGGAGCAAGCUAUCAAUGUUUUUGAGAUGGCUCCUAAGCACUUUUUACAGUGA
This is a messenger RNA of Penicillium soppii, 939 nucleotides long. RefSeq lists its product as uncharacterized. The record is from RefSeq and is a predicted model, not a curated record. The transcript is spliced from 3 exons. The coding region runs from base 1 to 939 and encodes 312 amino acids. NCBI's taxonomy places the organism in Eukaryota, Fungi, Ascomycota, Eurotiomycetes, Eurotiales, Aspergillaceae.